Messenger RNA from Aspergillus caelatus, 2081 nucleotides. RefSeq lists its product as uncharacterized. NCBI's taxonomy places the organism in Eukaryota, Fungi, Ascomycota, Eurotiomycetes, Eurotiales, Aspergillaceae. The coding region runs from base 211 to 1656 and encodes 481 amino acids. The transcript has a single exon. The record is from RefSeq and is a predicted model, not a curated record.
UUCAUAGCUGUUGAUGGAGCCACUCAAUCUGGUGCCGUCGCCGGGCUGAGAAGUGCAAGCAGUCGCAGUGACAGCCCAGCUGCUCCCCCGUCGAGGGUGAGGAGUUUCAAUUCAGAUGACCUGAACGCCCCUUUGAAAAGUCCCUUGUCGUCCCCAAUCAGCAAUGGUUUAGAUAACGAGCAAACCUCGAGUGAGGCCAGGUCAGGCGACAUGGUGGAAACAGUGAUCACACAAGUGACCUCCCCCGAAAAGGGUGGAAAGCCCCAGGCUAAAGAAGCAGCGACCCCUCAUAAGGAAAGCGACCCUACCUUGACCGUCUCUGCUGCGCCAUCCCCGAAGAAGACGCAGGCAAUUACCAAGCGGCCGUCCACCAUCCAGGUGGAUAAAGUUACACCCAAUCAAUCUGCGUCCAAGUCGACGUCUACGACCCUGAAAUCUGCGGCACAUCCGCGGACUCCAACAUCUCCUGCCAAACCCGACCAUGCUAAGGCCUCUAAGCCGGCACGCUCCCCCAGACCUCCUGCUACCAGAGACUCACCCAAAGUUCCAACCACCAAGCCAAGCCGUUCAUCUCUGAACACGACAGCCAAGACUGCUACACGACCUGUUCGCUCUUCCAUGCCGGCACGCGAGGCAACCAAGUCGACAGCGACGAGUGCAGCCCGCACUAACAAGCCGGAGCCAAGACCGCCAACCAAGCCGGCUCGUCUGCCAGCUUCGGCAACGACAUCAACUCUAUCAUCGGCCGCUAGAGGAGGUGCUACUGGAACAACAACCGCUAGCCUAUCCCGGAAGCCGUCAAGUUUGAAGAAUGCAACGAGUGGGACCUACCGCACGACUACUACUUCCAGCGUUCGCAAGCAGACAUCCCAACCUUCUCUCCAACGUCAAUCAGCACAUGAGCGCCCGCAUUCCCGAGUAAGCAACACUAGUUCUAAGGCAGUUGACGAAGGAUUUCUGGCCAGAAUGAUGCGCCCCACCGCUAGUUCUGCUAGCAAAGCUCAUGAGAAGGUUGAAGUGAAGAGUCCACCCCGGUCUUCCCGGGUGACUCGGGCUCCGGCAAGACCAGUUGCUUCGAAGACGGAGGCCCACAAAUCGCGCCCAACGAAGGAGAAGAGUGUGGCUAGAAAGCCACAGGAGAAGCCGCAGCCAGUGUCUAACGAGAAAGAAGAGCCGCAGGCAAAGGCAGUUGAUCCCAAAGAGGAUACUGCACAUGUGGAUGUUAUUGAGCCUCACUCCAAAGUUGCAGACGAGCCUGUUCAUGCGGUUAUCGACUCAUCAGUUGUUACAGUCGAGAAGGAACGCGCAACUGAGAAGCAGUUGGCGGAUUUGCCCGUCGAGCCCUCAGUAGCUUCUGAAAAUGCACCAGUUGAACCCUCUGUUGAGCUGGAGCAUCCUAUUCAAGCCGCAAAGGUCCCCGAAGAACAGACUCUUGCCAUUCCACCAACUCAAGAACCCACCAUCUCUGCCGACGAGGCGGUAGACUCCCAGAGCGUCGAGCCCUCUGAGCUUUCUCGCAUUGAAGAGACCAAGGAACAGACUGGUGUUGAGUCUCCAGCUGCUACUGCUGAAGUGAAGCCAACUGAGAAUGUUACUGAGACAGAGGUCAAGGCAGACGACGUUGAUGUCGACGUCGGCAAGCUGUCUCUCAACUGAAGAGCGAGCACAACCAAGACAAUCAUGAUGUUACAUGAAUGUCUAUAUUUACAUCCAUACUUCGUUUCUUGUGACUUAUAUAUUCUUCAUACCCGUCUUAUUCGUGAUGCGACCUGAUACAUGUUAUCGUCUACAGGUUCCCUUUUUUAGCCUUCUUUGGUUUACUUGUGCUGUCUUUUUUUAUCUUUUUUAUUUUUUUACUUAUUAUUUUCUGUUUCGAAAGCAUCUCAUUCACAGUAUGAGCAGGGCCGACGAUGUAUGCAUGUCGGAGCAUUUUCUGGUGGAGUUCUAGAUUCCAGUUGCUUUUAGCGUUAGGGCUUGCAUAUUAUCCCACUUGCAUAUGUACUUGGGGGGAGUCUAAUCAGGUUCUUGUUUCUUUUCCGCCCGUUUCCCUUUGAUUCGCCUAUUUUACUUUUUUUUUUUUU